Paramecium sonneborni is the source of this 417-nucleotide messenger RNA. The record is from the annotation of a GenBank genome assembly. Lineage: Eukaryota; Ciliophora; Oligohymenophorea; Peniculida; Parameciidae.
AUGCUAAAUAAAGCAUUAACUUAUUGUCUUUAAGAUGAUGACCCAGUCUAAAUUUCUGAAUUAAUUGGUGUUCCAGAGUAUCAGAAAUAACCAAAAUUAUGUCAAAGCACCUUUGUGACCUCUUCUGAUUUAAAACAAAUGAUAAUAAACCAAAAACGAGAGAACAGUGUUCAAUCCUAUCGUAAAAUGUAACAUUAAGAUGCUGACUUAAAACCAAUAAAUCGAACAUUUGAUUGUAGAUUACCAAUAAAUCAAAAUAUGUGUAGAAAAUACAUGAAUGUCAAGUUGAUUCAAGAACCUGCUAAACCUAAACUAUACUUUGGAAUUAAGCAUUAAUAAUUUAAAGUAAAAUAUUUCUUUUUACAUUCUUAGAUAAAAAUCAGAAUGUAAAGCAAACGUUUAGAGGACAUGUUCUGA